Messenger RNA from Racocetra persica, 427 nucleotides. Lineage: Eukaryota; Fungi; Glomeromycota; Glomeromycetes; Diversisporales; Gigasporaceae. The record is from the annotation of a GenBank genome assembly.
AUGACUCCAAAUGGUGAUUUCAACAAUAACUCCAAUGGCAAUUUUGACAAUGACUCUAAUAGUGAUUUCGACAAUAACUCUAAUGGUGAUUUUGACAACUCCAAUAGCAAUUUUGACAAUGACUCCAAUAACGAUUACUUCAAAACUACAGUUCUGGUUUUAUUUACAAAAAGAGUAAAGAUUAAUCAUGAAAAACUUGACAAUUUAAAAAUUUUAAAAACAAGAUUUGAUCAAAAUGAUCAAGUUGAGAAACCUAAAACUGACGAUCUAAUUAGAUUGAAAAAUUUAAAAAAUUCAAAGAUAAAUUUUGAUCGAAAUAAUCAAGUUAAAGAGCCUGAAAAUAUAGUUAGGUUGAAAAAUCAAGUUGAGGACCUCAAAAAUUUAGGUCAAGAUAGGUUGAAUAACCUAAAAAAUUUAAAGACAAAAG